GACGGCAAACCGCAUACGCUCGUACGGUACCGCCGUGGUCACUGCCACCCGCGAGACAGUCACGCGUUGCGCCUCGUUUCGUGUUGGCUUCGCGAAACGCUGUCGCUCCGCGAACGUCGUCACGAACAACGACAACGACAACGAUGCCAUUUCAAUAUCCAUAACAAUUGUACUAUAUUAUUUCGAAUUGUCGUAUACAGUGUUGUAUUUAAUGCCAAGACAAUGCCAUAAUUAUUCUUAUAAUAUAUUUUAAUAUUAUAUUAUCUUAUGUUAUUACCGCGCUCCGGCGGCGCCAGCACAGCUCCGAGACGUCAUCAUAAUAAUUUCAUAUAGGUGGUAUUUAUUUCAAAAGUACCAACUAUUGAAUAUAUGGUUCAGCUGUUAAAUAAAUUCGUUGUAGCCAAGUACGGGAAGUGGUAAUGACGAAGUUGUUUUGAAAUGAAGGGUUCCAGUAUCAAUAGACCUCAAGUACCCCUACUAUCACCAAUUGAAUAUAACAUUGAAGACGACCGUCAAAAUAAUGCGUCUUCAGGAGAGGGCUUUAAUCCUCUCUACGAGAAGAGCUCUGAACAGCAACAAGACGUGUUAAAUUCAUCAAAAAUAUUUAUCCCAUUAAGCACUCCACGUUACAGUUUUGGUUCUUCUGCAUCUACAGACCAUCUUGGUUUUGAAAGUCAAUUACUGGAAGUGGCUAUUCGUACAAACGAUGUUUCAAAAGUUAAACACUUCUUAAUGAUACAUCGAGAUAAAUUUCAGAUAAAUUCAAAACCACCAGAAAAGGAUUUUAAUUUUAAUUUACAAAAUCAGGACUUAAAUAUAAAUUCACAGCCGACCAAAAUCCAAACAGCCAGAUCUGAUCAAAAUGAUUCUUCGCGCAGUUCUCUGUCGUUGGACGAUCAAGCAUUGUUACCGUUCAAAAACGCAUUGCACACGGCCAUUGACUACGGGUCGUUGGACGUGGUUCGGACAUUACUUGAAAACGGCAUAGAUCCAAAUGCCGGUGGUCACGUGUUGACUGAUUUGGAUGUGCCCCCCCGACUUUCUCCGUCUGUCUCGUCCGAACCAAGUGAACGAUGUAACGUUCAGCCUGUCUCGAUUCAAUGUGAAAUCGACGAGGGCACUGGAUUUGAUAUACACGAUAUUUAUCAUUAUAAUACAGAAAUCAGAUCGAUGGCCGAUGAUGACGGGCGGCAAGACGAGGACGUGGUGAUUGCGGUCGGUACGACUACGUCUGCAGCGGCGUCGUCGCCUAAACCGGUAACCGCGGUGGCGCCGUCGGCAAAGCCAAAGCCACUGGCGGCGGCAGGGACGGCGGCGAUGGUGGUGGCGGUCGCCGAGCGCAACGCCAACCGGUCUGUGCUGACGCGACAACGUUCACUGUCGCUGGACAACGACAAACCGAUCAAGAAGAACCGGCCACUGCUGCAGAAGCUCCGGGCCGGCUGCAGCAAGCUGGUCCGGUCCGCGCCGUCGGACAUGUGUGCCGGCCACGAGGUCACAGUACCCGGACCGCCACAGAUGCGGCCGGCCAUCACCUACGCCGCCGAGGACAUCGGAGUCGUCGGGUACAGCUGCUUGGCCGCCGAUUUCUUGCCGCCGCCGCCGCCACCGCCGAAGGGCUCCGCGGCCGGUAUGCCGCCCGUCGAGUUCAAGGGCAUCAUGAGCGAACUGCGCCGGAGCAGCGACGUGGUUCGCGCCAUACUGUGGAACCUGUCGUUCCGGGACACGUACAGCAGCGGCAACGUCAGCGACCUGGACAGCAGCACCGAACUGGACGUGGACACGCUGUUCGACCGGCACGAGCAGCGCCGGUACGCGGACUACGAGCUGGAGAACGGCGGCCGCCUACUGUUUCUCGACUCGCUGUCGUCGCUCCAGUCGUUCCAGUCGCUGUCGUCCACCGGAUCGCCGACGGUACCGGCCGGCGCCACGUCCGGCGGCUCGGCGGCCUCGGUGCCGAUGGCCAGCGAUUGCCCGGCCGCGGUGCCCGUGGUCGUUUUCGACCACGCGCCGUCUACCGCCGCCGGCGCCGCCGCCGCGUGUCCGACCCAACAAGCGAAGCCGGUGCAGUCGUCAGUGCGACCUUCGCCGCCCGGCGCCGCGUCACAGCUGCCGCUGACGCUGUCGUCGACGAUGACGCCUCCGCCUCCGCUGUCGACGACGACUCCGCCGCCGAUAACAUUGCCGGACGCCGUGUCGUCACAACCGAGCGCCGCCGACACGGACGACGUCCUGACGGUCGUCCCGAAAAUAAUCUUCAAGAUCAAGAGCUCGCUGUCGCUGGACCGGAUGAACGAAAUGGCCGACAUGUACACCAAACAGUACCUGAUGACUCUGCCGCCGCUGUUCUUGGCCGUCGUCCGCCAAAAUCCCACAAUGAUUUAUUUGCUCCUCAAGUUUGGCGGGUCUCCAAACGUCCAGGAUAUAUAUGGAAAUACACCUCUUCAUUUAGCCAUCGUACAACCGGAAAUAUCGUGGAAUUGCGUAUUGGAUCUUCUUGAGUUUGGUGCAAAAAUUUGCAUUAAAAAUGCUACAGAUAUUUGCCCUUCAGAUAUAGUGGACUCAUUAUUGCGUAUACAAGUCCAUAUGAUUAAUGACUGCUGGAAGAUUUUGUCUGGAUCAACAGCUGUUAUUAAAGAACGAAUGUGGCGCCACAAUUUUAUCAAUAGUUAUGAUCCAGUAGGUAAACCAUCAGAUUUACCAACAUUGCAUUCAAGAUUAUUUCGGAGGAUGAAGUUUACACAAACCGACAGCGCAGAAGAACGUCACAGUAGCAACUUAGAUGAUUUUUUUGGGUCAAUUUGGUCACUCAAAAGCAAAAUCAGCAACAAGACUCUAGAAACGGACGAAGCUCGUAAUCAUGUUACAUCACAACCUACCAAAAUAAAAACCGAUAAGAAAACUAUCAUCAACGAUUAUGGUAUAAAACACAAAAAUUCAAAAGCACUCAAGUUAUACAAUAUAGAAAGAAAGUUUCAAGUGAUUUCUCAUCUUUCUGGCAAUGUAGAAUGCUUGGGUUUCAUUUUACACGGACUGAACAAUUACAUAGUCGAUAUAUUGAAAUAUUUAGAAGCCAAUCAUGAUCUGUCACUUCGUCAUAUAUGCACUCUUUUAAAGACAAUUUUGAACGUUGCGGUUACGGAAUUUGGAGAGCAAGGGAAAAAGGAAGAAUUGAGUGUGAUCCUUUGUUCAGUAAUGAAAGUGUGUUUAAGUGCACUACAAGGGAUUCACCAUGUCCAGUUUACAGCGAUGGCGAUAAUCAAUAGAAUUAUUGAUAUUUCCGUACAAUAUAAUGUGUCUUUUAUUAAAGCUACUGAAUCUGAUUAUUUACAUCAUCCACACUACGUAUCAGAGAUGAAUAAGUACAAAUCGAGUAAAGACGAUUCGAGUAUUGAUGAUGAUAAAAUGAAACCGGGUGGUCCUAAUAAGAAAUUAACAUCUAUGUGGCGUUAUUUCAUCGGAGAUCAGGCAUUCAACAACAAAACCGGAAACUCUAAAAUGAAUAAGAAUACCAGCGAAAGCGUGAUUGGAGUAUUAUCCAAUGUACAUGUCUUAUCGAUUAUCAACGUAUUGCACAAUUCUCUAACACUAUACAAAAGAGUGAUCGGUAGUAAACGUUUGUGUCCACCAAGCCAUAGAUCCAGUCAAUGCAGUUACCAUUGCUUGCAGAUACUGAGCGCUAGGACAUUGCUGUUCAUGUCACUAAAUGAUGAUGUAAAAAGUGAGCUUGUGAAAGAACCACAACUGAAAAUAUUAGCUGCUUCGCUAGAAUCUACCAACGACCCGCAAUUGCUCGUGUUGGUGUUGCAAAUUGUAGCAUCCAUUGCACUGAACACCAAACAUCACCGAGAGUUGAUAGAUCGUGACAUUCCAAACGUUUUGAAUCAAUUAUUACUACCAUCUGAUGAAUGGUAUUAUACGAACCAUAGUGAUAAAUACGGUCGCUACGUGAAACAUCAUGCGGCAAGGGUAUUAGUUUACUUAGGAUUUUCAUACCGCAUCAAUAUUUCAAUUUUUGACAUGUAUCAAGCCGAUUUACAACCAAAUCCACCAAUAACGAAGACAUACGAAGACAACUAUAUUGCUGUUACGUCUUUAUCUCCAAGUUUUGUAUUGAAUUCGGAUCAAUCUAAGUUAUUGGGCGUAUCAAUAGAAACUGCAAUUAUCAACGUGUUAAAAGAGAUAGAGCAAUCAUUGAAUCAGUCUACUACACCAUCUGAAGUUUUCACAUUGCAUUGGGCAUUGAAUGGCAAAUCGUAUAGUCUCUUACAAAACAAUGUAUCAGAUCAACGGACGAUCGAAAAGAAGUAUCCAACAGAUGUACGUUCGUCACUGUUUGUGCAGACUUUCGUAGCAUGUGCCGCCAGCACCGUGGACCCCGUGAUCUUGGUCCGGUUGCUCGCGAACCGUCUGGUUACUACGCCACUUUAUCCCCGAAACAGCUCAAGCAUCACAUCGAUGUCAGGACAAGACCCGUUUCCGCCCAGGACUACGAGGAGUCGAGCCUCAUCAACGGACACGAAUGCUAGCACCCGAAGGAAACGAUUCAAUUUAAGUCUAGAUACUACAAAGUGUUAUGGUGAUCCAGUUGACGGAAUUCCUUCAAAAGGAAAAUCAAAAUCGGUAGGUAUGCAUACUCGUCGCCGUCGAAGUAGUACAAGCAGUGCAGGUGGUUUUGGUAUCGAACCAGCGCUACAAGCAACUUUCAAUGCAUUUUCAAAUAUAAUCAAACAUGACAUAUUUAAAGACAAUACGAUGAGCCCAGACAUAGAUACUGAUGAAUAUAGAAAUUCUAGUGUUUCAUUGACUUCGACAAAAGCACUACCCGGAGCACUCAACUUUCAAUUUCCUCCUAGAAAUCGACCAUCUUUAAGAUCGGCCAAUAUUCGUAAUAUCACCAAUGAACGAUCUAAAUCACAAGCAAACAUAACAAAGGUGAGAGGAGACUCUUACCAACAAACACCAGAACAAGAAAUUUUGGCCUUCCAAAAACAAUUGCAAAAUUUACCUGAUUUGGAUUCCCCAAGUCAUGUAUUUUCAAGACGCUUACCGUUAGAUUCUACAUUUGCAACAGCUACUGCAGAAUUCGUACCAGUUACAAGACCAAGAUCUAGAUCUAUGCCUCGUGUUGCCUAUGAAUCAAACCGCUAUUUGACAUUGCCAGACUCGUUUCCAUUCACUAGCCGUUUACCAAGAGGUCGUUCGGCUGGAACAUUGGGAUUCCAGACUGAGUACCAUGGUCCAUGUGGCCCAAUGGUCAUAUCCAAUCAAGCAUCAUCGGUGUAUAGCAGUUAUCCGGUAAACAGUAACGACACAGGUAAUAAUGCGGCGUGCAGUGGCAGCAUUGCAGGAGGUGUAAGUGGCACCGGUGCUUUAUCUUCGGGGUCGGGUAACACAUACAACAGUAGAAGAAGCUCGUACUCUCCCAGCGACAGAUCCAGAGGAAGAGAUAGCAUAGCAUUUACGCACGGUGGUGAAGUACAGAUUGCAAUUACUCCUUGGCACAGAAGCAUACUCAUCUUGUUCGAGACAUGGUUGCGAACUUCAAAAACUGAAUUCAAUGAUCAACAUGCAUUGUGUGUGGAAAUGAGAGAAUUUAUGCGUAUUGUUAAUCACAUCGGAGGAGAAUAUUCGCAAUGGUAUAUUGAGAUGGUUACUGAAUUUAAAGAACUCUCUAUUGACAUUGAAUUGAAAGAUGGAGAUACAGUUAUGGAUACAAAUAAGGAAUACUCAAAGUUGCAGAGCGCCGUGAUCGCGGGCACGUUGCAGUGCAGCAGCGACGAAGCGAUCGGAUUGGCCGGUUUGCAGUUCCGCAUCGAGAAGAUGGCGGAGCGCCGGAACCAGACUCCGGACAGCCUGACCGCGAACAGCCCGGACUCGCUGUUGGACGGCGGUGGACCGUGCACCACGCUGCAGCCGAUAUCCGAGGACAAGGAACACCACUGGCCGCUGGACGUGCCGGCCGUGGUGACGCCGUCGCCGGUGGUCCAGUCGCAGUUCAACAUGUUCAGCGCGGCGACGGUCACCAGCCCGACGGUCACCGACGAACCGUCCGUCGGCAAGGUCCGCAACUUCUUCCUGCGCACGUGCCAGUACCUGUGCUUGGGCCGCCGCCGCCAGAAGGACGUGCCGCCGGUGAGAGACCCGUUCGGCAUCCUGCACAAGGUGCACAUGUACGUGCCGCCGGACUACCGGAAGCCCAAGAACACGGCGAAGCUCAUCAAGGAAUUGAAAAAGAUUGUUUCUCAUACACUUUUAAAUGAUUCAGAAUUGCAGCUUAAACGUAUUUAUGUAGAGAGAUGUAAACGUUUGCCGGCAUUCGGUUGUCACUUUUACUUCGUCAAAGAAGUUCAGCGUGGUAGAACAAAAACAAAGGCUGCACGUUUGCUUGGGCUGAGCUUAGAUAAGAUCGUUUUGCUCGACAAUAAAACGAAAAUUUUAUCAAAGUGUCAAAAUACACAAGAUUUACUCGAGUGGCAAACAGUAUUCCGAAGAAAUCGACACAAAGUGUCACUUGAAUUUCGCAACUCAAAGUGGACAUUGGCCACACCAACUGAGCGAUCAUUACGUGAAAUAGGUUUUGUUUUAUUAAAAAUUCUACAAGAAAUCGACGCCAAUUUCUUAGAACAGCAUUCUAUAAUUGCACCAAAUCCACCUACUAAACCAUUAGAAUUCAGAGAGAUAAACCUGGACGACGCUUUUGCAUCAGAAUUAGACUCGCUGCGGCGAAUAUUACAUUUCCCUGAAGAAGUGGCAAUACUUUUAAGUGAUAGAGAAAACGAUUUGUUUUACGAUGUUCCACCACUUGAUUUUUUGCGGCAAGUCACUUUAGAUCAAGACGGAGCAAACGCAUGUAACACUUCUGUCAAAAAGCUCAUAGAAAGGUUCAAUGCAGUAAGCGCAUGGACAACGCAUCUUAUAAUCACUCGACCAACACACGAAGAUCGAAAAGCUAUAUUAUCAUGUCUUUUGAGAGUGGCCAAAGAAUGUUGGAACAUCGGAAAUUUCAAUGGAGCUAUGGAAAUUAUAGCUGGACUCAAAUCAGAAAAAAUAAGGCCAUUCAUGCAGACAGUAUUGGAAAAGGAAAAGGUGUCGUUAUUCUAUUCACUGAACGACACUCUUUUGUCGACAUCACAAUACGACAACAUUCUCCAGAAAGCCUUAGCUAUGCCUGACUGUCCGGUUGUACCAUUUUUUGGAUCUUUUAUGCGUGAAAUCAGGAAAAUAAUGAAAGAGACGCCCAGCACUAUCGUACUAUCCGACCAAGACGGCAAGGUUUUAAGCGAGACUUUGGCUGAACAUGAAUAUUUAGAUGGGUAUACUACAUCUUUAGGAUUAGAUGGAAUUGUUAAUAUGGAAAAAAUAUAUAAGGUGCAAUCAGUACUGGAAGAAUUAUCAGAUUACCAUCGACAUUAUUUUGAAAGGAAAACGUACGAAGCAAAGUUGCAUUUGCUAAAAAAUGGCGAAUUACAAGACAAUGACGACGAAGAGAACUCUCAAAAAUAUGAUCCUGUACAAUCUUUAGUCUACGAUCAUGGUGUUUCAUUAAUACCACUUGCAAUAUCUCCCAGCUCUAAAGAUUUUACAAUUGGUCAUCACGAAUUACAGAUAAUGCAUCAUGGGACUACUGUUGUUCACUGGGCAGCUGAAAUGGGUAGUAGCAGAUCUGCUCGAAUUUUCAUGCGUCUUGAGAGAAAUUGUUCAACAUUGACUUGGGAGAAGACGUCGUGGAGUGCACUAAAAAGAAGUUCUAGUACACCAGACUAUUCUUUAAAAAUCGACCCUGAAGAUAGUUUACCCAAUGCGCUGCGUAAUAGAUCGUCAGUCAAUUGUCCAUCAGUUAUGGGUCUCCAGCAAGGAUACUUGGAGUUAUCAACUGUCAGAGAUAUAUUUAUUGGUGGUGCAGUUGGAAGAGAUCGAGUAAAGUCUGAUGGAGCGGCAAUAUUAAGAAAAUACAGUUUGAACAAUUAUUCGAUAUCGGAAUGUUGUUUGGGACUAGUAUAUGGAACUAAUACAAGCGAAAAUCGCAUAUUCUAUAUACUAGCUCCGCCAAGAAUACUUAGCAUUUGGCAUCAUGGACUCAAGACAGUGGUUCAAAAACUUCGAAAUGUUAUACAAACCGUUGAUAAACGUUCAAUAUGGCUAAAGAAUAACUAUGUACAUCAGUACAUUAUUUCGGGUGGUCAUGGGCCAAUGACAGCCGAUGCAAUACGUUUAUUUGGAGGUAGAGAUUGGUCAACGGCUGGUAACGCAGCCAAAAAUCAAUCUCCAGAGACAAGCAUUGCUAAACGAGCUGCUUCAAUGAGAUUUCGAAAGAAAAAAUCGGUAGCUAGUGUAUCUAACGAUGGACUUCUCAAACCGUAUGAUGUCAACGAUGUGUUCAACAAGUCUAGAAUAGACUUGGCUAGCAGCGGUUGCAACUCGCCAUCGACAUUGUGUAGCCAGACAGAAGAUGAAAAGAAACGAGACAGCGUUGACAAAAAUAUGGUUUCUGAACCAUCGACUUCUGCAGAUAAGACACCUCCUAAAAUUAUAGAGCCAACUCAGAGUGAUAUUAAUAAUACACCAAUACCGCCAAAUAAUUCACAAUUAGAUUUUGAAGAUUUUUGUGCUUUGUUUGAUAGUUUCAGUUUGAGAAUGCGUAAAGAUCUUCGAGAUAUUUUCGACCAAGUACGAGCAGCAAGUCAUAAAUCUGAACAUAAAAAAUCUGAAGAUAUCAUCGUACAAAAUAGUGCAACCUUAUCUAUUCCAAGAACUACAUCUGAACAAACUCAAAGUUCCAGCUCAAUUAAUAAAAACAUUGGAAAUAACUGUGUUCAACCAAUUGACGCAACAAUUCAAAAAAAGCGUAUAUUUGAUGCUAUUGCAGCAUCUAGUAUAAUUUCUAAUUGUACUGGUGUAGAGACAUCGCAGUCUGCAGCUACAUGGUCAAUAAAUGAUUUAAUUAAUUUCUUACAAAGUAGACAAAUGGUUCCAUGUACUGAGGAUGAUGCUAAAAUAUUGAUUCAGGUCCACGAGCCAAACCCAGAAAUUAGUGCUCGUAAUUGUCUUUCCUUCGAAGGAUUUGCCAAGUAUAUGAUGUUAAGGAACAAUAGCGUGUUCAGCGAACCAGAUUUUGCAAUCGAAAAAUCUGAUAUGAACUUUCCACUAUCUUGUUAUUAUAUUGCUUCAUCACAUAAUACGUACCUUACUGGUCACCAGUUAAAAGGCGACUCGUCAAUUGAUCUUUACAGUCGGGUAUUGUUAGCUGGUUGUCGAUGUGUUGAGUUGGACUGUUGGGAUGGUGACGAUGGUAAUCCAUUGAUCUAUCACGGACAUACGUUUACUUCAAAAAUACCUUUUCUCGGAGCUGUAGAUUCAAUUAAUCGUUUUGCAUUCGUAUCAUCACCAUAUCCAGUCAUAUUAUCUAUUGAAAAUCAUUGCUCACUAGUUCAACAAGCUCGAAUGGCAGAAAUAUUUGAGUCCGUUUUUGGUGAAAAAUUGGUGAAGGGCUUUAUGUUUGACUCUGAUUAUGAGCCUCAGCUACCAUCACCAAGUCAAUUAAAAUACAAAAUUUUAAUAAAAAAUAAAAAAAUUGCACCGUUGGAAAGUGAAAAGAAUCGAAUGAAAAAUAAUAAUAGCAGCACAAAAAGUUCCCAAAUUGUAUCUUCACUUCCAAGCAAUCAUUCUAAUGCAGGACUUUCUGUGGGUAACAAUUCUAACGCUGGUCCUUCGGGAGCUAUCAAGAAUCCUAUCCUUGAAUCGUCAGGGGUAAUCAAGGAUCCAGCCGGCGAAUCUUUAUUGAACAACAGUCAGCCUAAUAUCGAAUUCUCAAUGGCCAGCAAUCAAACUAAUAUUGUGACUUCAGUUGUUAAUAAUAAUCCUAAUGUCGUGCCUUCAAUGGUAAGCAGUCACCCAAAUAUUGGACCUCAUAGAAGUAGUUCAGCCAGUGCUGGUACUACGACCAAUGAUGAUGUUGCUACUACCAUCGAGGAAGAAGAAGAAUAUGAAGAGGAUGAUGAAGAAUAUGACGAUAGUGAUGAAUUGGAUUUUAAAAAAUUUGGAAUGGAAAAAUUUGGUAAAAAGUUUGGUUCAAAGUCAAAUGAUAAAUGUGCUGCAGAAGAAAAGUUUAAAAAACACAACAGUCAAAUUGCUAAAGAGCUAUCUGAUAUAGUCAUCUAUACCCAGGCGAUAAAAUUUCGUGGUUUAAAUACGAGAAGUCCAAGCAGUUCAGUGAAAAAUAAACGAAAAUGUAAUGGUAGUCUUUGUGGCCAUAAUGGUACUUUGGUAAGCACAUCGUCCACUGGAGCUACAUCGACGGAACACUACCAUAGUCGUGGUUCUACUACGAUAAACCCGCAUCAUCCAUGCUAUAAGUGUUCUUCUUUAAGUGAAAGUAACGCUAAAAAGCUGACAAAAAAACGACCAUUGGAUUUAAUUGCACAUGCUGAGACGCAAUUAGUACGCGUGUAUCCAGCAAGUAUGAGGAUAGAUUCAUCCAACUUCAAUCCAUUAAAUUUUUGGUCAUAUGGUGUACAAAUGGCGGCACUAAACUAUCAGUCUGAGGAAGCCACAGCUUCACACGUCAAUGCAGCCAUGUUUGAACAGAAUGGUUAUAGUGGUUAUGUGCUAAAACCACGGGUUAUGCACGAUCCUUCUCACAAAUCAUAUCGUCAAUUCAACCCGAUGGAAAAAAAUUUUGAUGGUUUAAAUCCUAUAUGUUUUACUAUAAGCAUUGUCUCUGGUCAGUACUUAUCGCCAAAUGGGGGCAUUCGAGCUAAUGUAUAUGUCGAAAUCGAAAUUAUUGGCAUACCUUCCGACAGCGUAAAGAAAAAGUCUAAAACUAUUUUUUGUAAUUCAAUGAACCCCGUGUGGGACGAAACAUUUUCGUAUAACGUGCUAUUCAAAGAAUUAGCGUUUAUACGAUUCCUUAUAGUUGAUGCCAGCACCAAUCAUGCGUUAGCGCAGCGUGUAUUACCACUCAAGAGCAUGCUGUACGGCUAUAGGCACAUUGAUAUGCAUAACAUGCGUAACCGGCCAUUACCACUUACCGCGUUAUUUGUAUACACUUGUAGCAAAGAAGAAGUACCAAGAUCUAUUGACGAUGAAAAGGCAUCUUCUACAACAGCACCAGCAGCGGAUAAUGGAACAAUGGACAGUGGUGUAUCAACGCACCGUAAAAAAUUCCAUGUAUUGGUAUUUGGCGUAUUCUCUGAAAACUCAUAUGUCACGUUCAAAGUCACUCAAGAUAGUACUGCAACAGACUUGAUUAGAUUAGCAUUAGACAGACGUAAUGAGGGUGAUGAAGAAAUGAAAACAUACGUGCUCUUGGAGGAAGUCGGCUUAACGUGGGAAGUGUCAAAUAAUACUGACAAUAAUAGUGAUGAUAAUGGUAAUGUCGUCACUGAUGAUGAUGGUUAUAAUAGUAAUAACUCUAAAAAGAAGAAAAAGAAAAAGAAAAAGAAGAAAAAAAAGAAAAAAACCAAGCGUAGGCGAAUUGGAUGGAAAAAUGGCGAUGCACCUAUGGUACAACGUGUAUUGGAUUAUAAUGAAAAACUAUUGGAAGCGCAGUCACGGUGGCGAGGCGAUGGAUACUUUGUAUUGAAAAAAAUCGGAGAUGACCCGAGCAGCAGAGCGUGGCUCAUAUCAUUGCAAUCAAAGAACUCAGGAAAUGGUGAAUCAGAGUCAUCGUGGGAUGAAAUACAUACGUUCUUAGUAUGUAUUUAUAAUGUUUCCGAAGAAAGACCAUACGUUAUUCUUAAGGUACCUACAGGGUCAACUGUACAGGACAUUUUAGCUCAGAUUUUAGUCAAAGCCAGGCGUAUGGAAAACCCAAUUUUAUUCAUAUUGGUCGAGGAACAAGUAUGGGGCAGAACUGAUAUAAGAUAUAGGGUAUUGGACGAUGAUGAGGUAGUAUAUAACACACAAAAUCAGUGGUCAAGAGUGGGCAAGUUUGUGUUAGAGGAUCGUUGCAGUGAUGAAGAAGAUGAAGAUGAUGGACUGGUUACUAAAACAUCGCGAGCAUUUGAAACAUGUUUAAGAGUAAUGAGGAUCCGAAAGGGUAUGGCUGCACUGAGCCGAGGUUGGAGAGCCUGUGGUUUGCCAACGUUGCCUGGACAUUGUCUACGGCAUCCCGAAAAUGACAGGGAGUACGUCAUUAAAGAAGCGGCACGCGUUCAUAGAAAAAUGUUAGAAAAACACGAGAGGAUGUGGUGGUUAAACUUAGAAAAAGGAGGCAGUGGUGACGGUGGUGGUGGGCUUGAACGUGGUUGUGAUGAUGACGGUAGUGGUGGUGAAGAUGCUGAAGAAAGUAUAUACUCAGGGUUUUUAAAAUCACCUGGCCAGUUAUUCGGUUUUUUAAAAUCCUGACAUAUGUUGUGUUGCUUUCGAAGAGCACGUAAUAGACAUGAUAAUGAUAUUGGCACUAUGGUUUGAAAAAAAUUUAGUUUUUUUUAAUCUCCAACCAGAAUUUUUGAAACUCGAAAUAUGGAAUGUUCGCUUAACCCCGUAUUCCCAUCCUGUAUUUAAUCAAAAUCAUUUAUCCUCUAAUACUCCAAUCCGCUCGGUGUUCUUCAUUUCUCUUCACAGGGAACCGUAACAUUUUCAGGGUGUACGUAAAUAAGUCAUUAAUACUUAUAUUUUGAGACGAAUGGUAUAUAUAUGUAUAUAUGUAUAUAUUUAUAUAUAAAUAUAUAUACUUUUAUCUUCUUUUUUUGUGAGAAAGUGUGUUUUAUCUGACAUUUGGUAUUUUUUAUCUUCUGAUCAAUAAACAUUAUUCUUUCUACAAAUAAUUAGCUAUUUUAUAACAAGUCAAAAUCCUAAAUUAUUUUUUUUCAAAUAAUGAUCAACGUACAACAAUUUAUUAAAUUAAUAAAUUUUAUUUCAAAAAAUAUAUUAUAAUUUCAUAAUACCAAUUACUUAUUUUCCAUUUAUACCUUAUAAAUUAUUUUCAUAUUAUAUUUGAGCUGAAAAUUCCAAAGCUAGAGAUUAGUUGUUAGUCUUAGAGGUUAUUGGGAUAUCCAAUUAUUAAUGUUUUUUUUCUCAUCGAUAUUCGUAUAAUUAUUAAUAUAACUGUAUUACUGUUUUAAAAAAAAACCAAUUAGUUAUUGGCCAGUUUUAUAAUAAGUUAUGUGUGUAAGCAUUUAUUUAAAAUUCCUAGUUAAAACCGUUGUAAAUCUAGUCAUUUUAUCAUUACAAUUAUUUUAAGUAUCUCCAACAUUGUCUUUAUGUGUUGUUCGUAUGUGUUAAUAAUAUUUUUUUUGUAAUUUUUAAAAUGUGAAAAUCUCUACUGCAGUAUUUAAAAUUACAUAACUUAUUAUUAAUAUAAUUAUUAUUCAUUUUAUUCAUAAUACCUACCUAUUAUAAUUAGUAUUACUAUUAUAAUUAAUUAUUAUCAUUACUUUUAUUAUUAUAUUUUAUUGUACACUUAUCAGAAUAAUUAUUAUAAUGAUUAUUAUUUCUAUUAUUCUUUUUUUUUAAUAUUAUUAUUAUUUGUAUUUUUUUUUUUUUUUAUAUUAUGACUAUUAUUAUUAUUAUUAUUAUUAUUUAUAAUAUAUCUAAUAUUAUCAUCAUCAUUAUCGUUUAACUAUAACUAUAAUAAUUAUUGAUGUUUAAAUCUCGUGUUUGAUAAAUUUAUAAUUUUAUAAGUUUAUAAAACAGACUGUGCUGUAGCUAGAAUUUUUAAUUAGGAAGGACACUAACACAUACCUAGUUAAUAUCAAAAAUGUUGUCACAAAUAUUUAUAUUUAAUACAUUUAAAUUAUUAAAUCAAUCAUAACAAUAUGCAGUAUUAGGAAUUAGUAAUACAAUACACGUAUUACGAGUUUAUCAUUUUUUUUUCGUCGUGUAAAACUUGAUUUUGACAAUAAAACUAAGUAUUUCAAUUGGGCAUGUGUUUCUAGUGUCCUCCCAUGACUAUGGCACUGUAAACAGUUUUUGUGGUAAUGAAAACAACGAGAUAUCACUUAACGGCUAUUUUUUACAUGUUAUCCUCAGAUAUGUGUUAUAUUGAAGAUUUUUAUCGAUAAUAUUAAUGUUUAUUAAAUAUCUAGUUUAUACACAUUGUUGGUGAAGUUCUGCAGAACAGUGUUAACCUAAAUCAAUGUAUUUUAUUUAAUUGCCGUUAAAAUACUAUUUAUUGUUUUACUCAUUAUACCUAUAUUAUGUUAUAUAAUCUAUAUAAUAUUAUUAUACUUUGUAAUAUUAUCACAACAAA
Molecule: messenger RNA, 14194 nt
Organism: Aphis gossypii (cotton aphid)
Lineage: Eukaryota; Metazoa; Arthropoda; Insecta; Hemiptera; Aphididae
Exons: 48
Coding region: 439-12348 (3969 amino acids)
Biological process (GO): phosphatidylinositol-mediated signaling; small GTPase-mediated signal transduction; lipid metabolic process
Molecular function (GO): phosphatidylinositol-4,5-bisphosphate phospholipase C activity; guanyl-nucleotide exchange factor activity; protein binding
Source: RefSeq, a predicted model, not a curated record